Molecule: messenger RNA, 3395 nt
Organism: Puntigrus tetrazona (Sumatra barb)
Lineage: Eukaryota; Metazoa; Chordata; Actinopteri; Cypriniformes; Cyprinidae
Gene: rph3aa
Product: rabphilin 3A homolog (mouse), a
Exons: 17
Coding region: 831-2672 (613 amino acids)
Biological process (GO): intracellular protein transport
Cellular component (GO): membrane
Molecular function (GO): small GTPase binding
Source: RefSeq, a predicted model, not a curated record
GUAAUAUUAAUGAGUGAAAUCUUUGUAACAGCGUAGCUUACAUAAAAUCAUAUAAGUAUCAGUUGCCGCUCUGUACCACUUAGUAAUGUUAGAUUAUAUUUAAAUGCUUUAUGAUCAAAACUGCAAUGCAAUAUGAUUGUCGAGAGACGAACAAAUAAAUCUUACUCAACGGCCUUAUAAUCAUAUUUGAGACUAGCAUUUGAACAUGAACUUGAAAAAAAACAUUGAUUUAUGAAUAAUCGCUAAACCCAAAGUUGCUUGGUCAGUAAGUUAUUCUCUCAUAUAUACAAACAUAUAUAAACACACUCAGGUUAAAGACCUUUUUUGUCCUCUUAAAGUUAGAUCGGUCUCAUCACCUCUGUUUCCUUGUCUUUGUCUUUGUCUGAAUCCAUUUUUCCAGGUCGUUGGAGCAUUCUCAGUGGACACACACACACACAGACACACACUCGCACAUGUGCUGUAAAAGCCCUCCGAGGUGCACAUUGCAUUGCGGAGCUACAACGCCUCGGUUUCUUUUUUUACUUCACGUCAAUUUUGUGGAGCGUUUCCGUGGGCUAGUGAUGCUUCUCGUGCUCGGCGGCUGCUGAUGAAUUCCAAGUGACAUGGGUUUUUCUGUUGGCAGCGCGGCGAGGCAAACCUGGCACUGCUGUGUUCCGGAGCCUCGGACCGAGCUCGCCGUCGCUUUCCUGUUACGAACACCUGAUUUACUGGACAUGUUCACGGAAGAAUCAAUGUACGCUUUGUAAAUACGUUUUUUGGGCCGUUUUAUUGAAAGCUAAGAUGUAACGAAGGAGAAAUGAUUUGGAGAAGAGGGUGGAAAUACAAGUCGGAUGACGGGCUGCGAGAUGUACGGCAGGCAGAUGGAGUCCGCCGCUGGAAUCGAGGAGCUGACGGACGAGGAGAAGGAAAUCAUCAACAGCGUGCUGGCGAGAGCCAAGAUGAUGGAGGCCAUGGAGCAGGAGAGGAUUGGGCGUCUGGUGAAUCGCCUGGACAGCAUGAAGCGGACGGCCUGCGGCGACGGAGACUCGCGUUGCUUGCUCUGCGGCCAGCGGUUCGGCCUGGAGGCCGUCGGCUCGGUCGCGUGCGCCGAGUGCAAAAAGAACAUGUGCACUAAGUGUGGCGUUCAAAGCGCCGGUCGUUCCAGUCCAAUAUGGCUGUGCAAAAUCUGCAGCGAGCACAAAGAGAUGCUGAAGCGGUCUGGUGCCUGGUUUUUUAAAGGUUUACCACAACAGAAUUUACCCGCUCCUCUCCCGAUCUCUAAUAAUAGAGAGCUCCGAACCACCAGAGCGCCAGCUUCAACCGAUCCACCGAACAGUCAAGAGUCGCGGUGUCCCCGCGGCCAAAAAAACGCAGAGAGCAUGCAGGUCACCGGCAGAGAGCAGCAGAUAUCUGCAGAAACGAUGCCCCCUAAACGGGACGAGCGGUCUCUCAUCUCCCAAAGAGCCCUAGAAGAAGACAGAGGUAGACAGUCUACGAGCAGGAGCGCAAUUCAGUCCGGCACCGCUGUGGAAGGACAAGCGUACUCACCUGCGGUGAAGAGAGAAGUACCGGCGAUGAGCUCCAAACCUCCAGCGUCAACCUUCUCCAUGACUCCCAUACAAAAAGAUCCUAUGAGUCGACCGGAGGCCAGGGCACCACCUGCUACGCAGACCGACGCGCGUUUGCCAGCUGCCAACAGCGUUCCCGCUUCACGCCAGCCACCACCCCCCACCGCAGAGGAUGAAGAGGACGCCAACAGCUAUGACUCUGACGAUGCCACCACUCUGGGCAUGCUGGAGUUCAGUCUGCUCUACGAGGAGGAGAAAAACGAACUGCACUGCAAUAUAAUCAAAGCGAAGGGUCUCAAACCCAUGGACUCCAAUGGCUUGGCUGAUCCUUACGUGAAAUUGCACUUGCUUCCGGGAGCCAGUAAGUCUAACAAGCUCAGAACAAAGACUAUCCGUACCACCUUGAACCCCGUGUGGAACGAGACCCUCGUUUAUCACGGCAUCACUAACGAAGACAUGCAGAAAAAGACUCUCAGGCUUUCUGUCAGUGAUGAGGACAAGUUCGGCCAUAAUGAGUUUAUCGGCGAGACACGGGUGGUCCUGAAAAAACUGAAGCUGAACCAGAAGAAGACCUUCAGCGUGUGUCUUGAAAGAGUGAUUCCGGUGAGACGUACCGCUGGCGCAGGUGCAUCUCGUGGCAUGGCGCUCUAUGAAGAGGAGCUGAAGGACGAUGAAGAGGCAGAGGAGAGGGGACGUGUCCUGAUUUCUCUCACCUAUAACAGCCAGCAGGGUCGUCUGAUUGUGGGUGUAGUUCGAUGCGCUCAUCUGGCAGCAAUGGACUCGAACGGCUAUUCUGACCCCUUUGUGAAGAUUUACUUGAAGCCCGACAUGGGAAAGAAAGCCAAGUAUAAAACUCAGAUCAAGAAGAAGACCCUUAACCCUGAGUUUAAUGAGGAGUUCAGCUAUGAAAUCAAGCAUGCUGAACUGGCAAAGAAGACUUUGGAUGUCUCUGUCUGGGAUUAUGACAUGGGGAAAUCGAAUGAUUUCAUAGGUGGCUGCCAGCUUGGUAUCACAGCUAAAGGCGAAUGUCUGAAGCACUGGUACGAAUGUCUCAAGAACAAGGACAAGAAGAUCGAACGCUGGCAUGUCCUGCUGCAUCAGAGCAACAUUGAGGCGGACGACUGAGGCGAUUUAUCUCCAGAGACGGCAGUAUGCGAUUCCACCUAAAAAAAAAAAGUAAUCUCGCUUACAAGCCCAAACUGCUGAUAAUGUUUUCUUUUCAUUCGGGGGGAAAAAAAAAAGCCUUUGUCUUUGCCUCUCCUGAAACCCUGUGAUGAGCUACGGUGGCCCAAUCGAGAAAAACCUAGAAAACCCGGUUACUUGGUGAGAAAAAGACAGGGCAUGGUAUUAUUUCACUUAGCAAAUGCCUUAAAGAACAAAACCUCAUGAAUACAGAUGUGACGGAAAUAUAUUAGUCAUCUAACCCUGCAACCAAAUGUACUCAAGGACACUGGGAAAAAAUAGACUUCGCUCGCGUAAAAGCGGUUCUUUAAGUAAAAUAGCACGUUAAAUGCUAUUGUUUGGCAUUAGAAAUAUACGCUGUCUUUGCAUAUGUCUACUAUUUAUUUAAGUUUGUUUUAAUCGGUGUGCCGCAGAUGAGAAAGACUGUGUGUGAAAACAAACUGUGAAUAGAAAAAUGUAGAAAAGCAUUAGAGUUAUAUCCAGUAAAUAACGGGUUGUUCAGUAUUGCAUCGACUACAUAUGAAAAUAUCCUGUUGUUAUGUGCAUGGACGUGAUUCCUAAUUAUGCGUCAUUCUCAUCGUUUGAAUUUAUUUCUGUAACGUUUACAGGCGUUGGUAAAACCCAAUAAAGUGUUCGAAGCUAUCGCCUCCGAAUCGGCGACGUGAA